Messenger RNA from Python bivittatus (Burmese python), 333 nucleotides. The record is from RefSeq and is a predicted model, not a curated record. NCBI's taxonomy places the organism in Eukaryota, Metazoa, Chordata, Lepidosauria, Squamata, Pythonidae.
AAUGGAAAAAUGGCGAUCUCGGCUCAGACCUGCGGCGCAUCUUGCCUCGUCCGGGCUGCGUGCGGCCAAAUCCUCCUAUGCCUCGUCCUCUCGGCUGCCGCCGCGAAUGGCUACAGCUUUCCCCAGCAGUACACAAUGCAGAAUUGGGCUCAAAGGCUAGAGCGUGAGAUUGAUGGAGUGAUGAAGAUAUUUGGUGAUGUUAAGCAGCUCAGACAGAUCUAUGAUGAGAAGAAGAAUUUAUUUGAAGUAAGAGACAACAUCCCUGAGAAAAUUGUGGAAAAAGUGGCAGGGGACAUUGAGAGUCUCCUGGCCAAGAAAGUCCAUGCUUUAAAG